UUGUUUCAAAGAGAAGUCAAACUUAUCUUGUCGUUUGACUUUUGGCUUUUUGAACAACUGUAGUUGACAUACACACUGUGUCAGCUACCUCAUUUUUAACCGUAUUUCAAAGACGUCUCGGCCUCCAAACCAUAGAGGGCUAUUCUCGGCGAAAAAGCGGAGAAACACAUUGAAAACUUGUAAAUCGCUGCAAGCAAGCACAUGUGUAUAUUUUGUACAACAUGCAAUCCUUGCACGCUUACAAAAGAAAGCAGGAAAGCUCUAAUUUUGCUGCUGCGAAUGAACCUUUUGGUACAUCAGAGCUAAAUUCGAAAAAGCAACGUCUAAGCUAUGAACAACAUCCUAUGAAUGGCGAGCAGACCCAAUACAAUAAUGAUAACCACGUAGCCAAUGGCUACAUUCAUGAUCAGAUGAAUGGCCAUUCGCAGACCAGUAACAACCAUUUAGAAACUCCUGUCACCGUUCAUUUACAAGAAGAUGAAAUGGCCAGCGAUGUUGGCAGGGUUCCUGAACCAAUGGAAUGUGCCGAGGAACAGAGGGAGUCCAAGACUGAAGUGAAUGGUAACUUGGUGCCAACUUCCAAUGGGAAGUAUUGUCCUCAUGGUCAUCUGAAUAUGUGUACAACUUACAAUGUUCCUUGUCGAUAUCCCAGAAUGUAUUGCCACCCUGGUGGUUUGCUAGAAGAUCGCUUAUCGAUAUAUCAUGGCAUCUGAUUCGACGUCGUAAUCAUCUUCAGAAUCACAGAAUCAUAUUGACAGAAGAGCUUUAAGGUUAAUAUAUUUAGGAAACGAAAACCUAAUGUAUAGUUGUAGAGAUAAAGGAUUUUUUAGUUUUGUGAGUAUUAUAUUAUCGUUGAGUAAGUUAAUAACAGUAUUUCAGAAGCAUGUAAUAUCAUGUUGUAUAUAUUUGUAGAGAAUGUGUUAGUAAGAUAUCUGUAUGGUUUGCUAUUAUUUUAUUGAAUAAUGUGUAAAACGAACACGUUGCCAUUUUUCCCUACAUUUUAUUUCGCCAUUAAACGUUAUUCCUAUUACAUGUUGUCAGAAUUAAACGUUUUAACCUUUCAUGCUUGCAGCGCUCGCUAAACUUAAUUCUGAUCUUGCAUGUGGACUGCUGUUAAUUUAUCUAAACUAAGGGGCUGUUUACAUGAGCCCGGUUACCCGAGAUUCAACGAAGCGUGAGAGGACUUUGAGGUAUUGAA
This is a messenger RNA of Dendronephthya gigantea, 1198 nucleotides long. RefSeq lists its product as uncharacterized. The record is from RefSeq and is a predicted model, not a curated record. The coding region runs from base 222 to 713 and encodes 163 amino acids. NCBI's taxonomy places the organism in Eukaryota, Metazoa, Cnidaria, Anthozoa, Malacalcyonacea, Nephtheidae. The transcript has 3 exons.